AUGUGGCAUAACGUCAAGAAACAAACACUUUCAUCUGAGGCCAGAUUGGCUAAGAUAGAGAGAGAUAAAGAAAAAAUUCACUCGUACAAUAAACUCAAAGACGAAAUUUUCAAGAUAAGGAAUGAAGGAUCACAUACCGUGGAAUUUUUGAAUAAACUCACAGACUUACUCGGCUUGAACCCAGAAUUUUACACGAUCUGGAAUAUAAGAAGAGAAACAUUACUGUCCCUUUUUCAUCAGCAUCAGCUAGACUCACAAUCAACAUUAGAAGAUGAAUUGAAAUUCGUAAUGGUGCUAAUGAAAAGAUAUCCCAAGUGUUAUUGGAUUUGGAAUCAUAGAUUGUGGUGUUUAUUUCAAUUGGGAAAAGAUGCAAAUUGGGAGUUUGAGUUGGGUAUUGUGUCCAAACUCUUGUCAAUGGAUGAACGUAAUUUCCAUGGGUGGCAAUAUAGAAGAGUUGUAAUCGAAAAUCUAGAGACUCAUGACGACCUAGAAAAUUUGAAAAUCAAUCUACAAGAGUUCAAAUUCACAUCAUCCAAGGUGAAUAGCAAUAUUCUGAACUUUUCUGCUUGGCACAAUAGAUCAAAGUUGAUACCAAAAGUCUAUCAUCUCGUCGGUAAACUUAACUAUCAAGACGAGCCUCUUUUUCAAUCCAAAGAAUCUUUGUUGUUACACGAGUUGACCUUAGUAAAUACAGGGAUGUAUGUUGAUAUCGACGAUUCUUCAAUAUGGGUGUAUCUAGAGUGGCUUUUGAGUGAUUGUUUUUUCAUUGACGAAUUAAGUAACGACAAAUAUCAUGACAUUUUGAAUGAUCAAUUGAAAAUUAUCAACGAGUUGAAUGAUUUGGAAAUUACAGACAACGGUAAAGAUAACUGCUGGUGUUUGAAGGCAAUGAUCAUCAUAAAUGAACUUUUAGACAACAGAUCUGCUGUAAGGCCCUUGUUAGAGAAACUAAUUGAUAUAGAUCCCUUACGUAGAGGUAGGUACAUUGAUCAAUUGGAUUCUUUUUGA
Yamadazyma jaroonii is the source of this 1008-nucleotide messenger RNA. The record is from the annotation of a GenBank genome assembly. Lineage: Eukaryota; Fungi; Ascomycota; Pichiomycetes; Serinales; Debaryomycetaceae.